GCCUUUUGGUUUUUUUUUAUAUAUGUUGGACGCGUCAGUCUGGGCCGGCAGAGGGCUGGGAAGGAGUCGCGCCCACCUCUCGUCGCAGUCCCCAGCGGCCGACUUUGGUUUGGAGGGGCUCCACAAAAUACUUCACAUGCAGUCGGAAAGGAGUUUGUGAAACCGACCAAAAAACAAAAAAAAAAAAAAAAAAAAAAAAAAAACGAGGCUCGGCUAUAGACAAAAAGCUCAAAAGAGGAAAAGAAGACGGAGAGAGUCGCCGGAGAUCUGAUUCUAAAACAGCCAGGAAAAACGGGGAAAUCUUUUAGGAUCUACUCCAGCAUACAGAUCUUAUUCCUGAAACCAUGGCCAAUUCCGCUGAAGAUUACGGUAACUACACGUAUGAAUAUGAGGAGUACGGUGAUAUGGAAGACCUUAAAGUGGAUCACAGUCAGACAGAACCUAUCCACAUCAUCUCUAUAGUCAUCUACAUCACUUGCAUCACACUUGGCCUGAUUGGAAAUGGAGCCGUCAUUUGGGUGACUGGGUUUAAAAGCAAGAAGACUGUCAACAGUGUGUGGUUGCUCAAUCUGGCUAUCGCAGACUUUGUGUUUGUGCUUUUUCUCCCCUUUUACAUCGACUACAUUUUGAAGGACUUCCACUGGAACUUCGGUCUGGCCAUGUGUAAAAUUAACUCCUUUGUUUCCGUGAUGAACAUGUAUGCGAGUAUCCUCUUUCUCACCGUUCUCAGUGUGGACAGGUAUGUCUCUCUGGUAUACCUGAACUGGUGUCAAAGGUAUCGCACAGUAGACAGAGCCUGGCUUGUUUGUGGCUGCAUUUGGCUAACAGCUGCCCUCCUGAGCUGCCAUGUGCUGGUCUUUCGCGACAUUUUACACGUCAGUGGGAAGGUGUUAUGCUACACUAACUAUCACGUAACAAACCAGCAAACAACAGCUGCUACAAUACACACAAUAUUAGUGUCCGUCCGUUUCACUGUGGGCUUUCUUUUGCCGCUUAGUGCCAUAAGCGUGACGGGCAUACUUCUGUCAAUAAAAGUGAGACAAUCCCAGGGUUUGGUUCGCAUUUCGAGCUUCUCAAAAACAGUUACAGCUGUUAUCCUGGCCUUCUUUUUCUGCUGGGCACCUUUCCAUAUUUUCGGCUUGAUGGAGUUGUUUGUACAUCACUCACUUACAAUGCACAAUAUUUUGAGAGCUGGUUUCCCGCUAGCAACCAGCUUAGGCUUUUUCAACAGCUGCAUUAACCCGCUACUGUACAUGCUGCUUAGCAAGAAGGUGCGCCAUAUCCUCAAGGACGCGUGUCUGAACAUAACCAAGAGUUCCCUGAGAGAACUGAGCCAGUCCAUUUCCGCCACAGAUGUAGAGACUAUGCAUGGCAUACAUCAGGACAGCGUCCCAGACGAGCCAACAGUGUCGUCGACUCUAUGAGAGAAGGGUGACUAAUCGCUGCUAUUCUUUCCAGCCUCAGUGUUUAGAUAUUCCCAUUUUGCUUCAUUUUCCACAAAGCUACGCCUGCUUCAAAUGAAAAUUGCUUUGAGUGGAAAAACUCAACUAAACUGCACUCAGCAUGUCAUUAAGUAAAUCCAUUUCCACCUUUUUAUCUGCACAGAAAGAGGCCAGAUUUACAGCUGCAACUGUUUAAAGGAUUUGGAGAAAAUGGCAGCACAAUUAUUCUAAUUAAUCGUCUAUUCACUGCAAGCAACUGACUGCUUUUACUUUUGUAAAAGUAUCUGUAUAUUGACUUUUCACUAAAGGGAAAAUCUGGUUGUUGGUGAUUUUUGUUCCAGAAAUCUUGAUCAAAGGUUUCUAACAUGUUUUUAAAUCUUGUUGCAUUUCUAUCUGUCUAAUUAUUCAGAAACGGAUAACAUUUAUUCUACAAAGAAUGACAUAUCAGGCAUGUUUUUAAUCGUAGUUUGUGGCAAAAGGUUAUAGUGUCUCGAAAAAGUAUUUAUAUAAGCUUUUUUUGCAAUACAACCACAAACUUCAGUUAAUUUUAUUGGGAUAUUAUGUGAUAGACCAAGUGUCAAGAAUCUAAAACCCAUUUCCCCUUAUUUCCACUGAAUACAUUUUGUCUUGAGCCAGAAGGACCGAUCUGGUCAUCAAUUGAGCUUGUUUUAUCAGAGAAUACAAUCUUACAUCUUUUUAGAUUUUAGAAUGAAAAACAAACUUUUACAAAUGUAAGGACUUUCAUUUUCUUGAAUUGAAAGUUUCAUUUGAGACCCAAAGAGAAAUAAAAAGACUACUUUUCAAAUAAUUAUGUUUUGAAAAAUCUUGCAGAUUAGAACAAAGAAAAUGACUAAAUUCACAAUUUCUAUCCCCAUAUAUUUAUAAAUGGUGAUGUUAUGUAGAGCCAGGAAGAAGAGGAGCCUUAUGUGGCUCCACCCUGAGAUUUGAUUUCAAUCAACUUGAAUCUCAACAGAGAUUUAAGUUGAAAACCCUUGCAAUAGACCAAACCAUGUUGAAAGUGUGAACUUCUGAAAUGGAAGCUGUUAUACAUGCAUUUAUUUAUUUUUUUAACAUCUUUGUUUUCAUGCUCUCUGUGUGAAAGAUUAACUGUGCAUUCAUGCCGAUAUCCACAUGUUUGUUUUGUCCCCUGCAAAUCAAGUUUCAUCUAUAGCAUUUAUAUUUCUAAUCCCAAUUAUGUGCUACAUUGUGUAACAUUAAAAUAUAAAAUAUGACAAGCUUUGUGAAAGUAAUGCAAAAAUUGUGUAAAAAAAUCAAGGUAUAUGAGUACUUUUGCAAAGCACUUUUAUUCAGGUUUUCUCUGACUGUUAGAAUUGUAUUACCUCAUCUAUUUAGACGUCUGCUGUAUUAUUACACAAAGGGCUAAAUAAAAUAAAAUGUUUUAUCCAAACAUAUUUAAAGUAAAUCUUACAUGAUUUAAUAAACAUGUUCUUCUGA
Poeciliopsis prolifica (blackstripe livebearer) is the source of this 2897-nucleotide messenger RNA. RefSeq names its product chemerin chemokine-like receptor 2 (gene cmklr2). Gene Ontology annotation, biological process: positive regulation of cytosolic calcium ion concentration; inflammatory response; complement receptor mediated signaling pathway. The record is from RefSeq and is a predicted model, not a curated record. NCBI's taxonomy places the organism in Eukaryota, Metazoa, Chordata, Actinopteri, Cyprinodontiformes, Poeciliidae. Gene Ontology annotation, molecular function: complement receptor activity; G protein-coupled receptor activity. The coding region runs from base 345 to 1424 and encodes 359 amino acids. The transcript has 2 exons. Gene Ontology annotation, cellular component: plasma membrane.